Sabethes cyaneus is the source of this 1082-nucleotide messenger RNA. RefSeq lists its product as uncharacterized. The record is from RefSeq and is a predicted model, not a curated record. Gene Ontology annotation, molecular function: structural constituent of chitin-based larval cuticle. Lineage: Eukaryota; Metazoa; Arthropoda; Insecta; Diptera; Culicidae. Gene Ontology annotation, cellular component: chitin-based extracellular matrix. The transcript is spliced from 4 exons. Bases 229 to 903 code for a protein of 224 amino acids.
UUGGUCCGACGCGCAUUUUUCCCUAGUGAUACUCACCUCCUGGCAUUACGUUUACCUUCCACUAUCGCAUAAUAUUGCAACGUCUCAAGGAUUCAGUGCAGUUCGGGAUCGUCGCGAGUGACUUCGAGUGAAGUUGAGUUCGCGUGUAACAGAUAGUGAUCUGGAAAAGUGUCAGUGAAUUCUGAAGUAACUAUAACAAUCACCGCCGAGGUCAGAGAAAAACGGGUUAUGAAGCAUACAUUAUUGCUGAUCCCUCUCGUGGGGUUCCUGUCGCUGACCGGUGCCCAAUAUGGACCUCCACCACCGCGAAUCAACAUUCCCGGCGCCAUUCCCCUGCCCAUAGAGAACCGACCUGCCCCCGUCCCCAGGACUCAAAUUCCAGAGCGAUUCUUCUCGACGGACAACAAGGAUAUACAAUCCAACGCGCAACGCUUCGCCAUAUCAUCGGAGCGUCCACCUGCACCUGCUCCAGCUCCGAAGCAGUACCGGCCAGCCCCGCAGCAAGUCAUCUCGAGGCCUGCACCCAAUCGCCAUCAACAACAAUUCGAUGAUGAGAAUCGUCCCCACAGCAGCAGACAGCAACUGGAAGACGAGCGUCGGCGUAAACCGGUUGCCCAAAUUUUGCGCAAGUGGCGCGAGGAACACGAGGACGGUUCCAUCACAUGGGGCUUUGAGAAUGACGACGGUUCCUUCAAGGAAGAAACCAUCGGAAUCGAUUGCGUUACCCGCGGCCGCUAUGGUUAUGUGGAUCCCGAUGGUGAAAAGCGUGAAUACAGCUACGAAACCGGUAUCCUGUGCGACCCUAACAAGCGCGACGAGGAAGACGAAGAGGAACUGGAAGAGGAAAUACAGCUCAGAAAAACAAAACGGCCUGUACAACAGGGCCAAUUUAAUAGAAACUGAUAUCUCUAAUUUGUCUCUCGUCGACAAAGCGCUUACUCUAUUGGAGAUUUCUCUUCGAAAAAUUCACUCGAUCUAUUUGAAUAAAGUCAGGCUGCUGCUACAUUCGUCAUUAGGACUGUAUUUAUUAUAAUUGUACGACUUAAGAUUUCUAAUAAAAAAGUUCACGAUUGUGAAUAAUU